Messenger RNA from Lytechinus pictus (painted urchin), 2929 nucleotides. RefSeq names its product histone H2A deubiquitinase MYSM1-like. The coding region runs from base 1 to 2466 and encodes 821 amino acids. NCBI's taxonomy places the organism in Eukaryota, Metazoa, Echinodermata, Echinoidea, Temnopleuroida, Toxopneustidae. The record is from RefSeq and is a predicted model, not a curated record. Gene Ontology annotation, molecular function: protein binding. The transcript has 11 exons.
AUGAUUAUGGAGCAGAUUGUAGACACAGUUGAUCAGUGCUGUGUUGAAGCUUCGAUUUCUAUCAUCAUAGGGCCCUCAACGUCAUCAUUAGGUCUUGGAAUCGAUCCCAAUGAGCUACCAUCUGUCAGUUCUCAUCUUUCACCGGAGCUCUCCCAGCACCCAUGGCUUACAUUUGAUGAUCAUUUCAACCCUAACAUCCCUCAUGUAAUUCUCCACGAUGAUAUGGAUGAAAGUAGCAGAGCCACUAUUCAUCAGAUGAUCACAGAAGAACAUUCUUAUUUGCAGACAAAGAAGUUUAUGAGACACAAGAAUAAAGGAAUGAAAACACUCUUCUCGGUGAGGAAACAUGUUAAAAAAUGCACGAAAUGGACAAAAGCAGAAAAGGAGUUAUUCAAAAAGGGACUAGAAGAGUAUGGCCAUAAUUGGAAGGAGAUUUCAGACUUGGUGAAGACAAGGGACCCCAACCAGGUCAAGAAUUUCGCUCGAAAAUACCUCCUUAACCAGGCUGUUAAAGCGGAUGGGCAGGAUUUCUCCAGUAAAUGUUCAGUCAAAGUUCCUGAGAGUCUAGAUACUCACCAGCUACCAGAUGAUGAUGAUGACGAUGAGGAGGAUAUUGAUGUGGAAGAGACAUCUGAUGAUGAGCAAAAGGAUCAAGGUCUCCAGUCAACCGUGUUAUUUGGGGAGGUCCUAAAAUCUUCUGUUCCCUUGGACCAUAGAAACAACCUUGACAGCCAUCAAGCUGGAACAUCCAUUUUGUUGAUACCUAAGUUUGAACCUUCGGAGUCCCAACCUCCUGAGGUUGAUGAGAUCAAAUUAAAGACUGGAACUUACCGUGAUGAAUACAUCGCUUCUUAUGUAGCCGGCCCAGAUGGUCCAAUCCUUAUCAAGACUGAGAAGCCAUCAUCUGAAGAUGAAGAUGCACUAACCAUAUGCCUCCCAGGACAGUCUGCAAAUCCUGCAGGACGUAAGCAGCAGAAGAAAGGGAGGAAGGGUGGGAAAGUUCCUAGGAAAAUGGUGAAUGCCAUUUCAGAGGAGGAGCAUUCCCAAGGCGAGGAUGAGACAAUGGUCAUACCACCAGCUGUCGGUAGUGUAGCAGCGAUGCAGGAAUCAAGUCUUCCGGGGAACCUAGGAUCUAGGAGAAGCUAUGGCCAAGGAUACCAGGAUGGGAUGGAACAGAAGAGAUUGAAGAUGGCUAUGACACCUUCAUUUGCAAAAGUGACUGGAGAGGUAGGGUUUGAGGGAAGUUCAGAGGAACAAGACGGUGGAGAGUACAUGGAAAUAGAAGUUAAGAUGGAGAAGGAUCCUGAUGAUCGUCCUGAAGAUCUUACAACUCCUGAUUUAAAGACAGUGUUUCUAAGGAACAGAGAUUAUUCCCAACUAUGCAAUGAGAGACUUGAUGGGAACUUCGUGGUUGACAGAGUGGUGAAACGUGAACCUGAUGUCACUUCCUGUGCAGAUACCCAACAUGCAUUGCAUGUGGAUAGUGGGCAGCAGAUUGACGAUGCCCGCUGUCCCCUUAACCUGAGUUUAAAGGAACCGAAGUAUAGAACAGUGCCAUCUUCUGAAAAACAAGGAAGUCGUGAUCUAUCAAGCUCCCCACCAAUGCAAAUUCCUAUACCAAGUAAUGCUGAAGCAUUCAAUAAAGUUGAGAAGAAUGUUAACCUCAGAUCGUCCAAGGAGCUCCAAGACGAUGAUAAAUAUACAGCGGGUAACGAGGGUCAUGGAGUUCAAAUGUCAAGUGAUGUUGGUCAAACAAGAGUAGGAGAAGACGGUGGCAUUGACUACAAUGGAUUUGAGGAAGAGUCUGAAGAGGAGACUAUUGAACUUCCCAAGGAGGAAGUAACCCUUGACCCUAAACAUGUGACUGAUGGAGAGAAAGAGGCUCAUCCAAUCUUCUUUGAUUACACCAGCAGUGCCUUUACACCCGAGCGAUAUCUCACCAUUAGAAAUCAUAUCAUCCAGUGUUGGAACAUGAACCUACAGCAACAAAAGCCAAGAGCCCGAGGCUCAUCAGAGGAUGGAGCAGAACAACCAGUAUGCAAUAGUAGAAUGGAGAUGCAGUGCGAGUAUCAGAGAAACUACCAAAGUCGUUUAAAUGUAGAUCAGGAAUAUCUACAAAACGAAGCAUUUCGGAUGCAAAAGUGGCGACAAACGAGAAGUGAAGAGCAAAAAGUAAGGGACAGAGAGGCGAGUAGACUUCGCGUGCAGCGAUACAGACAGAGGAAAAGAGAAGCAGGGUCGACAUGUUCAACUGAAACCACAGAGUAUCAGAGAAACGACCAAGGAGAUUUAAAUGGAGAUCCGGAAUAUCUGCAAAAUGAAGCAGUUCGGAUGCGAAAGUGGCGACAAACGAGAAGUGAAGAGCAAAAAGUAAGGGACAGAGAGGCGAGUAGACUUCGUAUGCAGCGAUACAGACAGAGGAAAAGAGAAGCGGGGUUGACAUGUCCAAGUAAUCCCCAAAAUUAACAAGAGCAACAUCCAAAACACUUAGAGAGAAAAUGGCGCAGCAGUAAAAGGAAAAAGCGCUACUAAACUGUAUGACAUUUAGAAAAAGGUGGAGAAUAAAUGAACUGCGACGACAACAAUAUGCUGAAAAAAACAGCGAAGUACACAGUUCCUCAAACGCAAGUCAAUCAAUUUCUCGUUCGUGAAAAGUCUUCAGAAGUUGUAUAAACAUUCCUGAUGAAAUCAACACCUUGGAAAAAAGCAGCGCCUGAGGGAAAAAAUUAUCUUCAGCCUGUCACAGAAGAAGUUGGAUUUCUUGUAGAGAAAUUCUAUUAAAUCAGUGCUUAGUAGGAUCCAUAAGAGUCGUAAAACCAGAGAUCUUCAUCUGCGGCAUCUUCUUCAUCUUGCAACUAAAGUAAGGAAUGGUAUGCGAAACAUACAUGUAACAGCACGCGCUCAGUUUGGAUUGAGUUGGAACUUUCUA